Molecule: messenger RNA, 1869 nt
Organism: Cryptomeria japonica (Japanese cedar)
Lineage: Eukaryota; Viridiplantae; Streptophyta; Pinopsida; Cupressales; Cupressaceae
Product: putative glucose-6-phosphate 1-epimerase
Exons: 9
Coding region: 409-1359 (316 amino acids)
Biological process (GO): carbohydrate metabolic process
Molecular function (GO): carbohydrate binding; isomerase activity
Source: RefSeq, a predicted model, not a curated record
AAAAAUUACACGAGUUCAGUAAUUUUUUAAGGUCCUGGAUGCGUAUGCAAAAACUGUUUUUGAUCACACACAUCACAUUCACCGUCCCAACUUGCUGUCAACAUUUCUUUUCUCAAAAAGCUACGAAACACGGUAGUUUGAAUUCGAAAUGGAAACCUGAGGAUACCCAAAAUAAAAAACAGUUGGAAGAAAGACAAAAGAAGUAAAAUAGUUAUUUCUUUGUCUAUUUCUUCCUCCUGCCCCUGUACUACCCCUCUGCAAUUUCUUUCUGAGAAAAAAAAAUGCAUGAAAAAUUCGUUGCAGAUUUUAAGGGAAUGGCUUUUCAAUGACAGAUGAAGAGCAGCGACAAUAGAGUAGGAGACCCACAACAAGGUCGGAGAUUCUUUGGGUGUUCUUCAUAUUUUUAGAAUGUCAGAUCACUCUGAAACAACAUCUGUUAAUCCGAGUUUUCUGAUUGAAAAGGAUAGUACCAGUGGGUUUGAGAAAAUCAAAUUGUUUGGGCCCAAAAGGUCAUCUGCUGAGGUGUUGCUGUAUGGUGGGCAAGUGACCUCAUGGAAGAGUGAAAAUGGAGAAGAAUUGCUUUUCAUGAGCAGUAAGGCUGUCUUCAAGCCACCAAAGCCAGUAAGAGGAGGGAUUGCUAUCUGUUUUCCACAGUUUGGGAACCUGGGUUCAUUGGAGACGCAUGGAUUUGCAAGGAGCAGAAUGUGGGUUAUAGAUCCCGACCCACAACCUCCCCCUACUAAUGAAAUGACUGCAGUUGAUCUACUUCUGAAACCUACAAACGAGGAUAUGAAGAUCUGGCCUCACAAUUUUGAACUGAGAUUGAGAGUGACCUUGGGAGCUGGAAAGCUUCAACUGACAUCACGAGUGAGAAAUACUGACAACAAGCCUUUCACCUUCACACUUGCUUUGCAUACCCAUUUGUCUGUAUCUGAUAUCAGUGAUGUGCGGGUUGAAGGAUUGGAAACUUUGGACUAUUUUGAUAACCUUCAGGACCGUCAACGCUUCACAGAUCAAGGGGAUUCUAUUACUUUUGAUUGUGAGGUGGAUCGAAUCUAUUUGAGCACCCCACAAUCACUUGCAGUGAUUGAUCAUGAGAAGAAAACAACUUUUGUCCUUCGGAAAACUGGGUUUCCUGAUGCAGCUGUUUGGAAUCCUUGGAUUAAGAAAUCCAAAGCAUUGGUUGAUUUUGGUGACGAUGAAUACCUACGAAUGGUUUGCAUUGAAGCUGCAGCUGUUGAAAAACCCAUUGCAUUGAAACCUGGGGAGGAAUGGACUGGCCGCCAAGAGCUGGAAGUGGUUUCAUCAAAUUAUUUCAGUGGGCAGAUGGACCCAGUCAAUUUGAAGGGUAAAUCAUGACAAGUCCACUUGUCAUAUGGCCUAAGGCUUGGAUCAUUUGCUUAAAACUUCAAACAAGCGUGAUCUAUAUUCAUCAGAUUCUGGCAUAUACUUCUUGUGAGCAGUUACCAUUUUCACGUCACUCCAGUCUCCAGCAUUGCAGAUUUUUUAUACAAUUAUUUAGAAGUAAUAUCAAUGAUCAUUGCUUUUGUUCUUUUUUUUUGUACAAUAACUUCCACAUUCUUUUUCCACUCAAGAUCAGAACAAGGCAAGCAGUUUAUAGAAUGAUAUUCUUUUGGUGAACCAUUGUGGGCACCAGAUUAUUUUUUAUUUUUGUUACAGUGGACUGAAAUUUGUAUGCCCAAGAGGCUCGAAUACUUCACAAGAUUCCCUGGGAAAAAGCUUAUUGUGCUAUCAUUAUCAUAAUUUCUUCACAAGAGUUCACUGGAGCAGGUUAAUUGUAUAAUGUUUUCUUGGUUGCAAUGGCAAAUUCGCAUAAUUCAAUACUCCAACCAAAUUAUUUAUUGUUUA